This is a messenger RNA of Corylus avellana, 2549 nucleotides long. RefSeq lists its product as uncharacterized. Gene Ontology annotation, biological process: regulation of DNA-templated transcription. Lineage: Eukaryota; Viridiplantae; Streptophyta; Magnoliopsida; Fagales; Betulaceae. Gene Ontology annotation, molecular function: double-stranded DNA binding. The record is from RefSeq and is a predicted model, not a curated record.
UGAAGCACAGGAAGAAUAGCUGAGACUCAGAGGCCGCCAUUACAGGAUGGAAUUCUGACAUGUCCGGCUUAAUGCCAGUCCAACCCUCGAGAGGAUUUCUUGAUAAACAAGAAGUGGCCUGAGACUGAAUCGGACGAACUCGGUGAGUCAACAAUGUUUGCUCUUCUCUGUUCAAGACAGCUUCUAUUACUCAAAAGUAAGAGGACCCAACUGGGGUCUUUUCAGCAAAAUGCUUUCUUUAUUCUAAAAUCAUUCACAUCGAUAGGGCUAUGUCAAUCUAGCGAAAAACAACAAGAAGAAAAACAUUCUUUUACAGUGUCUUACCUCAUAAACUCGUGUGGGUUGUCCCCAAAGUCUGCUAUUUUAGCAUCCCAGAGUAUGAACUUUGACAACCCAGGGAGACCAGACUCGGUGCUUAAUCUUCUCAGAGAGAAUGGAUUCACCCCUACCCAUAUCUCCAAAAUUAUCAGGGUAAAGCCACGGUUUCUUUUAUAUGAUCCUGAGAAGACCCUUUCGCCCAAGAUUGAGUUUUUCCGUUCUUUGGGGGUUUCGAGCUCUGACCUCCCUGGGAUCCUCUCUUCAAAUCCAAUGUUGUUAGCAAGAAGCUUAGAGAAACAACUAAUCCCCUCCUAUGAUUUCCUCAAGAGUGUGGUUCUUGUCAACGAGAAAGUCCUUACAGCUUUGAGGCGCUCAGCACGGGCUUUUCAAUUUAAUGUGACAACUAAUAUGGCUCCUAACGUUGCACUUUUGAGACAACUUGGAGUGCCUCAAUCUACCAUUUCUUAUUUGGUAAGUAAUUAUCCUUCUCAAGCGUUCACUAAGCAUACUAGGUUUGCUGAGGUUGUCCAACAGGUUAUAGACAUGGGAUUCAAUCGCUUGAAAAUGGUGUUUGUCGUGGCAAUCCAAGUGUUAUUGAAGAUGAGUAAACAAAGAUUCGAGUCAAAAUUGGAGUUUUAUAUGAGGUGGGGUUGGUCAAAGGACAUGGCCCUCUCUGCAUUUAAAAGGUAUCCAAUUUGUAUGCUUUUAUCAGAAGAGAAGAUCAUGAAAGCAAUGGACUUCCUUGUGAUCAAAAUGGGUUCGCCAUCUGCUGAUAUUGCUAGAACUCCUUCAGUUAUGUCUUACAGCUUGGAGAAGAGGAUAAUGCCUAGGUUUUCAGUUAUUCACAUUUUACAAGCGAAGGGUUUGGUCAAGAAUGAUUUGUCCUCAGGAUCUAUCAUAAUACCGAGUGAAAGGUGCUUCGUGGAGAAGUUUUUGAUCAAAUUUCAGGACGAUGUUCCUGAACUGUUGAAUGUGUAUCAGGGUAAGAUGGGUCUUAUCGAGGUUGGAAGUCAAUCUCAGAAUGUAUGUGGUGCUAAAAUGUUGUAACAUUUUGACUUCCAACUUAAGAUUGUGUAUUCUCUAGCAAAUGUAUGCCGAAGUACGGCAAUGAUCUACUCAAACAAGGAAUAAGAUGAUUCCUAAGGCUGCUUCCUGGUAGGGCUGCGCAUGAAGUGAUAAUCCUAUUACAGUUUAAGUUUGAAAGCCCUUUAGACUAGAAGAAAUAUAGUUUGGGCAAAACUAAGGGUAAACAGUCUUUUUGACUGUAACCCUAGAAGUUAAAAAUGUUAAGGUGUCAUGGGGUUUGAACAACGAGAGAUACAAGAGGCAGCUCAUGCAGUAACUUGGACACCUCAACUGAUGAUCAAAUGCAGAGUUGCAGAUAACUCAUCCUUUAUCUCCAAGUGCUCGGUUACUUAGUUCAACUACAUGGAUGCUGCUUUGAAUUUCUUGUCCUUUCAGUUACUUUAGAUUGUAAUCUAGUUAUUUGAUUUCCUCAGUUUAUUUAUCAUCAUCUACAGCUUCUAUAUGACACUUAUCAGGAUCAUUAGUUGUUGUAUAUCACAAAUGUAACAAACUCUAUGUGCUUGUAAUUAUAAAUACAAUAGACAUUGCUCUGUUUUGGAUAAUUAAAUCAAAACAGUUUCUCAAAAUUUACAAAAGAAAAUGUACUCAUUCUUUUCAUAUGCAGGUUCCUCUGUUGUUGCCCUACUGAUUUUGUUCUUUUCUAGUUCACCUCCAACAACCUCUACACCUCCUUCAGCUAUGGCCAUGCCACAACCAAAGUUCCAUGGCACUAUGUCCAAUCAUCGGCAUGUUGUACGUGCUCGGGGUUAGAGAUGGCCAGCUGGUCGAUCUUGAAGAGAAAGCUCUGAAUGAUAAGGCCCAAAACCUAGAAUCAAAGUUUAAGGUUAUUUCUUCGAGUUGAGUUUGAAUACUGUCUUGCAGCUAGACUCUUGCUCGAGAGCUUAUAUUAUGUCGAGCUUAGUUUGAGUAGCCAAUACUUAGCUCAAUUCGAUCCGAUUAUAAGCUCGAAUAGUCAAUACUUAGCUCAAUUCGAUCCGAUUACCUUAUAAUCGCAGGCUUCAAAACUUCUCAUGUGUUAGAAUAAGUGGACAAUAAGCAUCACCUUGUUUUGUCAUAUGGAUGGCUUUUCAAUCCACACUUGCUGGGCUUUUGUUUAAAUUUGUGAAGGUAACACAACUGUACACCUUGGCUUACUGUAAUGAAUA